Lactuca virosa is the source of this 3560-nucleotide messenger RNA. The record is from the annotation of a GenBank genome assembly. Lineage: Eukaryota; Viridiplantae; Streptophyta; Magnoliopsida; Asterales; Asteraceae.
CUCUAACCCUACUGGCUCUUUUUCCCUCAUGAACCUUUGUGGGAGGGUCAUCUUUGAUGGUUCCAACUUCAUGGAUUGGAUCCGGAACAUCAGGAUGGUCACUCGUUACUAGGACAAGGAAUAUGUCCUCAAUAAGGAGCUAAAGGAGCUUGAUGAGUCCACUGCUACUCCUGAGGAGGUCGCUGAGUAUCAGGCACAUGAAAGAGAUGCCACCAAGGUGGCAUGCAUCAUGAUGGCCACCAUGACAGCUGAACUCCAAAAGUCCUAUGAGGACUAUUACCCUUUUGAGAUGCAUCAGGAUCUGAUGGAAAGGUACCAUCAGAGUGCUCGUCAAGAGCGGUAUGAAAUAAUCUCCUCCAUGAUCUCUACCCGUAUGAAGGUUAGCGAACCAAUCACGAGCCACAUGCAGAAAAUGUAAAGGUAUGUGGACCGUCUAAUGAAACUGAAUGUGAACUUCCCUGAGGAGUUGGCAAUUGAUAUCAUUUUGCACUCCUUGCCCUCGUGUUAUGAUGAAUUUCGUAUGACAUACCACAUGAAGAAGGAGGAAGUCACACUCAGUAAGCUUCAAGGACUUCUGAAGACUGCCGAAAGUGGUCUUAAGAGUAAGUCGGUUACUACUCCUACUCCUAUUACUACCCCUGUUUUGGCUAUCGGGAAAGGCAAAGGGAAGAAGAGGAAGCACCCUUCGAAGGGUACCAAGGGAAAGUCCCUUGAAGGCUCCUCAUCUGGAACCAAAGGUGGUUCUAUCACUCCUUCUGCCAUCCCUAAGGAUGCUGAAUGCUUCUACUGUCAAAAUAAGGGGCACCGGAAGCGAAACUGCCCAAAGUACUUGUAGGAUGUCAAGGAUGGGAAAGUGAAACCAUCCCAUGCAGGGUCUAAGAAGAAGUGAGGAUGUGGAGCACGGAAAGAUAAACUUAAUCAUGGGGAACAAGAAGGUUGCACCUGUUGCCAAGAUUGGAGUUUAUACUUUGUUGCUAGAUAGUGGGUUAAAGUUAGAUUUGAAUAAAUGUGUGUACUCGUCUGAAAUGGCAAGGAAUAUUAUUUCCUUUCAUGCUUUGUACAAACAAGGUUUUACCUUUUCUUUUGAUAAUGAAAUUGGUAGUAUUAAUGCUUUCUUUAAUAAUGUUCUUUAUUUUAAAGCAUUACCUUGUGAUGGUGUGUAUGAAGCUAUAUCGGUUGUAGAUAAUUUAGGAAAUAAUGUAUUAUGUAUUGAUUCUUCUACUAGCUUGGAUAAAGCAUCUUUGUGGCACUGUCGUCUUGGACAUGUAAGCAAGAAACACAUAGGCCAGCUCCAAAAGGAUGGAGUCUUGGAGUCGUUCGGCCUCAAGUCGGAUGAUAGUUGUGAGUCUUGUCUAUGUGGAAAAAUGACAAAAUCACCCUUCACUGGUACUUGUGCAAGGGGUGAGGGUUUGUUGGACCUUAUACAUACUGAUUUGACACCUCCCAGGACACCACAGCUGAAUGGUGUAGCUGAGAGGCGUAAUCGAACUUUGUUGGACAUGGUUCGCUCUAUGAUGAGUCGAGCUUCGCUAUCAAUCUCUUUUUGGGGGUAUCCCUUAGAGACUGUCGCCCACAUCCUUAAUCUAGUCCCUACAAAGAAGGUUGCCAAAAGACCUCAUGAAAUGUGGACUAGGAAAGUUCCCAAUUUGGACCAUAUCAAGAUUUGGGGUUGCGAGGCUUUCGUGAGGCGCGAGACACAUGACAAGCUCGAACCUCGAAGUGAAAGGUGUAUUUUCAUCGGCUACCCACAAAAAUCCUUUGGGUACCUCUUCUACAGACCCAGUGAGAAUGUGGUCUUUGUGGAUAGGAGAGGGGUCUUUCGAGAGAGAGAAUUUAUAAACCAAGGAGAUAGUGGGAGGCAAAUUGACCUUGAAGAAAUUCAAGACUCAAUUGGUGAAGGAACCUCAGACACUAGCAAUCAACUUGAGGAGGAAAUUCCUGUUGAUCCAGCUGACGGGUCUAUACUUCCGAGGCGUUCCACAAGGGUUAGGAACACACCUGAGUUUUAUUAUGGAUUUCAUAUUACUACGGAAGGUGAUACAUUUAUUAGUGACAGUACACUGGCAAAUCUGGAUGAAACUAACAGUGUUAAGGAAGCCAUGGCAGGCCCAGAGUCUGCUAAAUGGAAGGAGGCUAUGGACAGCGAGAUACAGUCCAUGUAUGACAAUCAAGUUUGGAACUUGGUUGAAAAUGUACCAGGCCGUAAGACAGUCGGGUGCAAAUGGAUCUUCAAGAAGAAGACCGACAUGGAUGGGAAGGUGCACACUUAUAAGGCUCGACUGGUUGCGAAGCGUUUUACUCAGACUCAGGGUAUUGAUUAUGAUGAAACCUUUUCACUAGUAGCAAAGAUUAAGUCUAUUAGGGUUAUGCUAGCCAUUGCUGCAUCUCAUGAUUAUGGAAUAUGGAAAAUGGAUGUCAAAACCGCUUUCCUUAACGGAAAGUUGGCUGAGGAUGUUUACAUGAAUCAGCCAGAAGGUUUUGUCAGUGCAGAGUACCCCAAUAGAGUGUGCAAGCUUGAGAAAUCCAUUUAUGGAUUGAAACAAGCAUCUCGAAGUUGGAAUCUUUGUUUCGAUGAGAAGGUCAAAGAGUUUGGAAAUGACAUCCCAACCUUGCAGAAGGUUAAGUCCUGGCUUGGGAAGUGCUUUGCUAUGAAGGACCUUGGAGAAGCUGCCUAUAUCCUAGGGAUAAGGAUAUUAAGAGAAAGGAGUAAAAGACUAAUUGGACUUAGUCAGAGUAUCUACUUGGAUAAGGUGUUGAAAAGGUUCAACAUGCAAAAUUCCAAGAAAGGAGAAUUACCGAUCCAAAGCAAUGUCAAACUGAGCAAGGCUCAGAGCCCGAGUAUAGAAGAUGGGAUAGCUGAGAUGAGUCGAUUACCUUAUGCUUCCGCUGUUGGUUCGAUCAUGUAUGCUAUGACUUGUACCCGUCCUGAUGUGGCCUUCGCUUUGAUCAUGGUCAGCAGAUAUCAGGGGAACCCUGGCAAGGCUCAUUGGACUGCGGUAAAGAAUAUUCUUAAGUACAUGCGGAGGACUAAGGAUUGGAUCCUUACCCUUGGUGGGAGUGAUGACUUGAGAGUGGUAGGGUAUAGUGAUGCUAGCUUUCAGACUGAUAGGGAUAACUUCCGCUCUCAGUCGGGCUGGGUCUUUACCCAAAAUGGAGGGGCAAUCACUUGGAAGAGUUCCAAACAGGAGAUUGUAGCUGAUUCGACUUGUGAAUCAGAGUACAUAGCAGCGAGUGAAGCGGAAAAGGAGGCGAUAUGGCUGAGGAACUUCAUCGGAGACCUUGGAGUUGUACCAGCUAUUAAGGAGCCUAUGGAGAUUUUCUGUGACAGCAAUAGUGCGGUUGCCUUAGCCAAGGAACCGAGAGAUCAUGGCAGAUCCCGACACAUUGACAGAAAAUAUCGCUUCAUAAGACACAAGAUAGAAGAGGGACUCCUCGUGGCAAAGAGGGUAUCGUCAGAUGAGAACCCGGCGGAUCCCCUUACGAAGGGACUGACGAGGGUCAAGCAUUUGCAACAUACGAGACGCAUCGGGCUGAGGGACGAUAUUAGUUUUACAGAUUAG